Messenger RNA from Anarrhichthys ocellatus (wolf-eel), 1184 nucleotides. Its product is annotated as plexin-B2-like. The record is from RefSeq and is a predicted model, not a curated record. The coding region runs from base 309 to 980 and encodes 223 amino acids. Gene Ontology annotation, biological process: positive regulation of axonogenesis; semaphorin-plexin signaling pathway; negative regulation of cell adhesion. Gene Ontology annotation, molecular function: semaphorin receptor activity. Gene Ontology annotation, cellular component: semaphorin receptor complex; plasma membrane. The transcript is spliced from 7 exons. NCBI's taxonomy places the organism in Eukaryota, Metazoa, Chordata, Actinopteri, Perciformes, Anarhichadidae.
CCUAUGACAAGCAGCAGGAGGUGAACGUAUCUUUCCAUAUCAAGGACAGAGACACUUUGAGGAAGAUUGACAGCACCCUGACAGUCGUGCUGUAUAACUGCUCGGUGGGAAGAGAGGACUGCAGUCUGUGUAAACACGCUGAAGCUCAGUACCGGUGCGUUUGGUGCUCCGCCUCACGCAGCUGCGUUUACCGGCAGCUCUGCCCGUCACCACAGCCGGCUCAGUGCCCCCACCCGGAGAUCACAGACAUCAUCCCUCGCUUCGGCCCUCUGAACGGUCGGAUCUCGGUCACCAUCAAAGGCUCCAACAUGGGAAUAAAGAGGGAAGACAUCAAGAAGAUCACGGUGGCCGGCGUGGACUGCGUCCACCAGGAGGACCGGUACUCCGUCUCCACCAGUGUGGUGUGUGAGAUCGGACCGGCGAGGCGGAUUCCUCCGGUGGACGUCCCAUUAGAGCCCUCCAGCAGUGGAGCCGUGGAGAUAGAAGUAGAGGGAGGAAGAAGAGGGAAGUCUCAGGUGGUCUUCACCUACCGGGACCCCAAACCACAGUCCGUCGACCCAGCGAAGGGUCCGGCCGCCGGAGGAACCGUGAUCACCAUCGCUGGAGAACACCUGGACACCGCAACCAAAGACGACGUGUCCGUCAGUGUGGGGGGGGUUCCCUGUGAAGUCGUGACGUUCGGCUUGAAUAUCACCUGCAAGACCGGCAAGUACCGCGGGCAGAAGGUGCCCUCCGACCAGUUAGCGGUGACGGUGAAGUACGGUAAAAACACCACCAAGGACGUCUUGGCUGCGUACCAGUACUCUGAAAACCCCAAGAUCACGGAUUACAACCCAAAGGGCAGCUUCUUAUGCGGUGGUCGCAGGAUCAUGGUGGUGGGAAGCGGUUUUGAUCUGAUCCAGAGAGCCAGUAUGAAGGUCCUGCCCCUCCCCGACGAGUUCUCACAGAACACCACACCUGUAGAGGUAAGAAAGGGAUAAAAACUAGCAUUCAAAAUGUUUGUUGAAAACCUCUUUUUCACAAUAAACGCUGUCAUCAGCUUGGUUUUUGGCCGUCGCCAUCUUGUUUGUUUUCAACCAGAAGUGACACGAGAGGAAGGAGCAACCGUAGGCGUCCAAAAUGUUACAAUUAACUUUCAUGAGGUGAAAACACUGUGAAAGAGUUAAAGUUGUGAGACAAAAACA